Molecule: messenger RNA, 834 nt
Organism: Exophiala mesophila
Lineage: Eukaryota; Fungi; Ascomycota; Eurotiomycetes; Chaetothyriales; Herpotrichiellaceae
Exons: 5
Coding region: 1-834 (277 amino acids)
Molecular function (GO): oxidoreductase activity, acting on the CH-OH group of donors, NAD or NADP as acceptor
Source: RefSeq, a predicted model, not a curated record
AUGCCGAGCUACGUAGUUACGGGGGCAUCCAGAGGUCUUGGUUAUGGCUUAGUCAAGACUCUCGCGUUGGAUCCCUCAAACACCGUCAUUGGCAUGGCCCGCAACGUCGAGCAUACGAAGGAACGCUUGGAGCGGGAUGGUGUCACAAAUGUCCAUGUUCUGGCCGCCGAUAUAACAGAUAAGGCAGCCCUGAGAGAUGCUGCAUCACGGACACGGGAAAUCCUUCAAGGAAAAGGGCUAGACGUUCUUAUCAACAAUGCAGGUUACAUCAGUGAGAUAUCUCAUCUCAAGGGACUCGAUGAAUUUGAGACUGAAGUAGAAACUGUGGUUGAUGAUACACAUAAGAGCUUCGAAAUCAAUGUCAUUGGAGUCCUCCGAACUGUUUACGCAUUUUUGCCUCUUAUCCAGGCAGGCAAGGAGAAGAAGGUAGUUGCCAUUUCCAGCGGACAUGGAGACAUUGACUUUGUCAAUAAGCUGGGUAUUUUUCAGGGUGCUCCCUAUGCCAUCAGCAAAGCCUCAUUAAGCAUCCUUUUCGCAAAGCUCCAAGCCUCGUAUCGGGACCAAGGAAUUCUAUUCUUCAGCAUUUGUCCCGGUGGAGUGGAUACGGCCGAAGGCCCGACGAGCUUGUCCGCGGAGGAUCGUGCUCGCCUCGAAAGAAUGGCUGCUGUGUUUCAGAAGUAUGAUGGUCCUGUUAUGGCUAACAGGUCACCCACUGAGGCGGCCAAAGGUGUUCUAGCUCUCGUACAGCGCUCGUCAUUGGAAAAAGGCUAUGGUGGAUCGUUUUUGAGCCACAAUGGUACUCAGCGUUGGCUUGAGCCGGGCACAGAUGCUUAA